Messenger RNA from Oncorhynchus masou masou (cherry salmon), 3402 nucleotides. Its product is annotated as thiamine transporter 2-like. Gene Ontology annotation, cellular component: plasma membrane. Lineage: Eukaryota; Metazoa; Chordata; Actinopteri; Salmoniformes; Salmonidae. Gene Ontology annotation, biological process: transmembrane transport; vitamin transport. The coding region runs from base 1296 to 2789 and encodes 497 amino acids. The record is from RefSeq and is a predicted model, not a curated record. The transcript is spliced from 5 exons. Gene Ontology annotation, molecular function: vitamin transmembrane transporter activity.
CACUGCAGAGGAGCCUCCAAGCCCAACCAUGUGUACACCACUGCAGAGGAGCCUCCAAGCCCAACCAUGUGUACACCACUGCAGAGGAGCCUCCAAGCCCAACCAUGUGUACACCACUGCAGAGGAGCCUCCAAGCCCAACCAUGUGUACACCACUGCAGAGGAGCCUCCAAGCCCAACCAUGUGUACACCACUGCAGAGGAGCCUCCAAGCCCAACCAUGUGUACACCACUGCAAGCUUGAACAUGCAGUGGAACAAAAAGAAGAACCCAAAGUAUAAGUGUUUUCAUCUGACCGGUUCUGACCAUAGACAUUAAUCUGUCCAAAACUGGGGGGGACUAGGUGUCUCACCAAACAUCUACUUUAAAAUAGAAUGUCAUGCUGCUCUGUAUACUUGUAUUUAUAAUAAUAAUAAAAAUUAAUGUUCCUCGGGUACAAACCACUGACAAUCUAAAAUGGUCCACCCACACAGACAGUGUGGUGUAGAAGGCACAAGAGGCCUCAAGAGGCUGAAUAAAUUUGGCUUGGCACCAAAGACCUUCAUAAAGUUCUACACAUGCACCAUUGAGAACAUCCUGUCGGGCUGCAUCCCCGCCUGGCACGCUAACUGCACUGUCCACAACCGCAGGGCUCUCCAAAAGGUGGUGCAGUCUGCCAAAUGCAUCACCGGGGGCACACGGCCUGCCCUCUCGGACAUCUAUAGCACCCGGUGUCACAGGAAGGCCAAGAAGAUCAUCAAGGAACAAAGCUGGGACCAAGAGACUGAAAAACAUCUUAUAUCUCAAGGCCAUCAGACUGUUAAAUAGUCACCACUAGCCAGCCUCUGCACAGUACCCUGCCCUGAACUUUAGUCACUAUUUGAUCUCACACAUUUUUUGUGACAUAGAAACAACACUUAUUCAAGCAGUUUUGUCCAGUGGGUACAUGUUGCAUAAGCAUGAUUUAGCCUACUCCAACUACUCUAUAAGUAAACUAAAAAAAGAUAAGGUGUACAGCUGAUGUGCAGGUAUGAUUUAUUUGUUUUAUUUAUUGAGCUCAUGUCUCAGUUCUAGAAGGAACAUGUGAGUGGACCAGAAGCAGUGCCCUUUGAGCAAGUUGUUGAUUGACAGACAGAGCUCAUUGAUUACACACACAACCUGAGACUAGUACGCUAGUACUACAGUAUUAUAGUAGGGAGCCGAUUAGCCUGGACAGGUAACACAGUUAAAUCUGAGCAGGUAAACUCCUGCAUAUGUGGCAUGAAAGAGCAGACUCAUCUGAGCAGGUAAAGCAGCAAAACCUCAGCACGUGAAAGUCAUGACGUUGUGUGGUGACUAUCUCUUUGGAUCUGUGAGGCUGGAGGCUUUGAAGCGGUGGAGGGCAGGAUGGGGCUAUCCCACCACUCUGCUGUGCAUCUAUGGGUUUUUCAGUACUGUGAAACCUAUAGAACCUUUCCUCAUACCUUACCUGACAGGUCCAGACAAAAACCUGACAGUGGAAAAGGUGACCAAUGAGAUUUUCCCUGUGUGGACAUACUCCUACCUGGCUGUGCUGGUGCCCAUCUUCCUGCUCACCGAUUGGCUGCGCUACAAGCCUGUCGUGGUGUUCCAGUGCAUCAACCUCUUUGUUACCACGGCAAUGCUGCUCUGGUUGCAGGGAGUGGCAGCCAUGCAGGCAAUGCAGUUUGCCUACGCCGUAGUGACAGCCAGCGAGGUGGCCUACUUUUCAUACAUCUACAGCAUAGCGGAGCUGAAACACUACCGCAAAGCUACAUCCUACUGCCGUAGUGUACAGCUGCUAGGCUACACAAUGGGAUCUGUGCUGGGACAGUUGCUGGUCAGUUUCAACCUCAUGUCCUACAACAACAUCCUGGUACUUACCCUGGUGUUGAUCUCCAUCGCCAUAGUGACUUCCCUCUUCCUGCCCAUGCCACAGAGAAGCAUGUUCUUCCAUCGGAGUCAGGAGAGGCAUGAAACUGGGAAUGUAGAAGAACUGGACGCCCAAGAACUACCAGAGGCCCUAAGAAGAGAGAACAUGUGUGCAGGUGAUGGGGAAAUGGCAGAGUCCCCUGAGGAGCCAGUGAGAACUAGGAGCUGCAGCCAGGUUCUUAUCCAGCUGUGGAGAGACUUCCUCCAGUGUUACUCUACCAGGGAGCUGCUGUACUGGUCAGUGUGGUGGGCACUUGCCACCUGUGGCUAUAACCAGACAGUCAACUAUGUUCAGGUGCUGUGGCAGCACGUAGAGCCAUCCCAGAACUUCACAGUCUACAAUGGAGGGGUGGAAGCUGUGUCCAACCUAUUUGGAGCAGCGACAGCCUAUGGUAUUGGCUUCACCCAGGUGGAUUGGGCCCAGUGGGGAGAGUUGGCUCUGGGUUCAUUCUCUGGCCUGGGAGCUGCAGCUCUUUUUACAAUGACUUUCACAGCCAACAUCUGGGCCUGCUACGCUGGCUACAUUGUCUUCAAGUGCCUCUACAUUCUGCUCAUCACCAUAGCCAUGUUCCAAAUUGCUACUGAUCUCUCUAUGGAGAGAUAUGCACUGAUCUUUGGAGCAAACAACUUUGGGGCUUUGGUCCUUCAGACUAUCAUCACAUCUGUUGUGGUGGAUGGCAGGGGGCUGGGCUUGGGCAUCAUCCCACAGUUCAUCAUUUAUGGAAGCUACUUCUCAGCCAUCGCUGUCAUUUUCUUCCUGAGAGGUGUGUACACGAUAAUGAGAGUGCGGCAAAGCCACAGAGACUCCACCACUGCAGAGGAGCCUCCAAGUCUGAAAGACAGUGACACUUGCCCUGAACAAAGACUGAGCAGAAGAAACUGACCACUGGGCCCUGGGUUGGUUCGGUAGGCACAGAAUGGGAGAAAAUGUUUUGAAAUGGGGAGUUUCUACCUGAAUGUGUCCAAAAAUAAAGCACAUUUUGGUUUUCUGUUACAAAAUGUUUUGGUACAUUGUACCCUACUGAAUUAGACACCGAUGACAUUCCAGUCUGUUUGAUAUUUUUUACACAGUCUAUGGUUUAUUCCAGCAGCCAUACUCCUGAGCAAGAUCUCCACAUUCAGACUGCAACAUCUUCAUAGUGACAUACAGUGCCUUGCGAAAGUAUUCGGCCCCAUUGAACUUUGCGACCUUUUGCCACAUUUCAGGCUUCAAACAUAAAGAAAUAAAACUGUAUUUUUUUGCGCUUUUAACGGACCUCUGAGAACAUCACAGUGCAGGUGCAUUUAUACGGAGCCUUGAUUACACACAGGUGGAUUGUAUUUAUCAUCAUUAGUCAUUUAGGUCAACAUUGGAUCAUUCAAAGAUCCUCACUGAACUUCUGGAGAGAGUUUGCUGCACUGAAAGUAAAGGGGCUGAAUAAUUUUGCACGCCCAAUUUUUCAGUUUUUGAUUUGUUAAAAAAGUUUGAAAUAUCCAAUAAAUGUCGUUCCACUUCA